UACGAAAAAAAUAUCUGGUGAUAUUCACUUCCUUUGCUGAGUUGUAAAUUUUACAGUUUGCAGGGUUGUUUUGCUUUCAAAGCAUCCAUCCUAAAAGUGUCGCUAUUCUAACUUGUCAAGAUCCGGACCUGAGCUUUUGUAUCAUAUUAAUACGCACGCAAACAACACAUUGAUGUGAGCAACAGUGAUGUCAUUGUAGUCAAUGGCAAUGGGAAUACAAUGGAAUAAACCACUUGUUCUUGGAACAAGUCUUGUUGGACUCCUGUUCUUUACAUACGUAUCAUACUCCCUUCUUACUAGGAGAUCUGAGCCUACCCAUCAGCUGAAAAUGUUCAAAACUUGGAAGCGCCGCGAAACAAGGUCCCUUCCGGAGGAUAUUGAAGCGAAAUCAGAAAAAGUUGAUGUGAAAGUAAAGGAGCGAACAUUCACAUAUCAAUCUCAGGAGGUGAAGUUACACUAUUUAGAGGCCAGCCCAGCAAGUGAGCCCAAGCUCCAUAUUCUCCUGCUCCAUGGAGCUGCCUUCUCCUCCAAGAAUUGGGAGGAAAUCAAAACUUUACAUCUGAUUGCUGCAAUGGGCCACCUUGCCAUUGCUAUAGAUCUACCAGGUGCCAGUAAAAGCAAAACUAAAGGAAUCAAAAUAUCUGAUCGGGCAGAUUUCUUGGACACAGUCAUCAAACAACUGGACAUUAAAAAGCCAAUCAUUGUGAGUCCUUCCAUGAGUGGAGGUUACAGCUUGCCAUUCAUAAUGGGUAGCAACUCAGAGACAUGUACAGAUCGAGCCCUUGGAUUCAUACCUGUAGCCCCCGUAGGAACAGAUAACUAUAAACCUGUUCAGUACAACAGAUGCCAAUUGCCAACUAUGAUUGUAUAUGGAGACCAAGAUUCUGGAUUAGGACUCACUUCACUUGGAAACCUACGCAAUCUGCCAAACAGUGAGAUAUUCCCCAUAAAAGGAGGUAGUCACCCAUGCUACCUGGAUGAGCCGGAAUACUGGAACAAAUUGGUGUACAAUUUUCUACUGGAGAUUGAAAGUGAUCAAAAUUCCAAAUAGGGGACUGAAAAAAAAAAAUUAGGAUUUUCCACUUAAAACUUUCUGCUAUGGUAUUUAUAUUUGGAAAAGUAUUUGUAAUUUUAAAUGUCAUGCAAGAAGAUGAAAUCUUACCAAUUAUUUUUGAAUACGAAACUAGAUCUAGAAUAUGGAUUAAGAUUUUAAGCAAUAAUAGAUGGCAGUGAGAAGGAUGGGUUAAACAUUUGCUCUAACUGUAUCAAGAAUUGAUAUCAGUGAUUUUAAAUGAACUUUAUAUUUUUUUAAUUUCAUGUACUUAUUCACCCAUCUACUGUAAAACAUGUUCAUUUUAAUCAUAUUUUCGAUAAAUUAAGCCAAUGUCUGAUUCUAAUUUUACCAUUGCGAUCAAUGGACAAAAAAUACUGAAACUGUGAUUUUGUUCUCAUGCAGAACACUGAAUUUGUGAAAACCAUGCAUGCAUUGAAUGUGCUUUACAGUAUUUGGAAUGAGUUCUAUUAAUUGGAGAGAAGUUACUCUGAUAGCAGAACAAAUAAGAAGAAAAAAAACAAUGAACAUUUCAUGAACAUUUUUGCUCAAUUUUUUAAAAUGUUUCUAUUGUUUUAUAUUACCACUAAAAUUGGCAUCUG
This is a messenger RNA of Owenia fusiformis, 1653 nucleotides long. The record is from the annotation of a GenBank genome assembly. Lineage: Eukaryota; Metazoa; Annelida; Polychaeta; Sabellida; Oweniidae.